Messenger RNA from Lentinula edodes (shiitake mushroom), 831 nucleotides. RefSeq lists its product as uncharacterized. The transcript is spliced from 5 exons. The record is from RefSeq and is a predicted model, not a curated record. Lineage: Eukaryota; Fungi; Basidiomycota; Agaricomycetes; Agaricales; Omphalotaceae. The coding region runs from base 139 to 558 and encodes 139 amino acids.
AAUAAUUGGCAACGAGUCUAUGCAGAUGCAUCGAUCAUCGAUCAAGUUGAAGAUCACGGAUGAGCGCUAACAUGCGGUUGUGAAUUAGUUUUCUAGCCGAAGAGAGCCGAACUCCGAAGAAUUUUUACGUCGCUGGAAAUGCACCCAUCUACUCGACAAUGCUGCCGCCCUAAUAGACCCACUUUGCUUGAACUGCUUGGACCUGUUUGGAGGAGGUUUAGAAUACAGAACGUUCACCGACCCUCGCUAUGUAACUUGAAUGCUCUUCAAACUUCGACACGUUUUUCCGGUCCGGAACAAGUCAGGCUAAGCCCUCAAGGCAGAAGGAUUCUAGCCUCAUCUCGGGUUGAGGUUUUCGACGACUUUUGCAAGUCCGACAAAAUUAACUACGGUGGAAAUGAAAAAGGUCGUAGGUGUGGUUGCAAUUGCUCUAAGGCUAUCGAUCGUCCCGCACCCCUUGUCGUGUUCUUCUUACUCAACUUUCAGACGAGCUACAGAUCCGGUGACGAAUGGGGUAAGCUCAUUUGUGACCCGAAAAGACCAACCCGACCUACAUAGGACCAUCUAAAACUGUGAUAAUUGUCCUACAUAGUUCAUCUGGGAAGGCCGGAACAACCACUGGGCGUUCGGAUGUGCAUUGAAACUCGAGGGUGUAUAGGCUAUCCUUUUGCCAUAGGCUGACAAGGAAUCCUUCCAGUUGCUGUAGUAAGAAAUCCUCACAGUUGCUGUAGUCACUACUGGACGCAACAUCAACGUCAAAAUUUGCUGUGUAAUUACUCUCGGAGCGACAUCUUGUCAAGUUGCACGCUCCGCUCUGCUCUCAAAACUCCG